Messenger RNA from Nestor notabilis (Kea), 558 nucleotides. RefSeq names its product 11-cis retinol dehydrogenase-like. The annotation marks the transcript as partial. Lineage: Eukaryota; Metazoa; Chordata; Aves; Psittaciformes; Psittacidae. The record is from RefSeq and is a predicted model, not a curated record. The transcript has 5 exons.
GUGGCUUUGGGCAACCCCAGCGUCAUGGUCCUGCCUCUAGACAUGACGGACCCCAACAGCAUUAAGGCAGCAGUCAAGAAGGUGCAGGAGAAGGUGGGAAGCGCCGGCCUCAACCUCCUGAUCAACAACACUGGCACCACACGCCACAGCACACUGGCCACUGAGACGGCAGAGAACAUGACCCUUGUCUACACCAGCAACACCAUUGGGCCCCUUCAGAUGAGCCAGGCAUUCCAGCCCUUGCUGAAGGAGGCAGCUGAGGCUGAAGGGCAGUGUGGGAUGAGCUGCAGCAGAGCUGCCAUCAUCAACAUCUCCAGCAUUCUGGGCUCCAUCGAGGCAGGGGAGGCUUGGGAAGAGAGGCAGGACAUCUGCUACCGCUGCAGCAAGGCUGCUCUGAAUAUGCUCACUAAGUGCCUGGCCCUGGAGUAUGGGGGCAGUGGGAUCCUCUGUGUGUCCGUGGACCCCGGUUGUGUGACACCCCCCUUGGGACAGGGGACGUACAUCAUGAGAUACUGCAAACAGGCUCCGAUGCCCCAUGGUGUGAGUGCAUUUCCAUGA